CUCUCCAGUCAGCGGGGGCUCAGGGCAGUGGUAGGACUCGGCGCGCGCUGGGAAGCUGUUUCGCGUCGGCCUCAGCUGCGGAGAAUGAAUUAAAUCGGCUCUCCAGGAGCAGCAGCGGCGGGGCGCGUCUCCGGUUACGGUGCGUCUUUCUGGUUGAAUGAAAGGGAUGGCCUUCCCUGUGGAUCUCUUGGAUAACUACAGUCAUGAAGAUCUUGAGAGCUCUGGAGAGGAUUAUCUAUCUGAACUUAGGUGUGGAGAUCCAGAGAAUCCAGAAUUCCUCUCUCUUGUUGAUAAUAUCAAGGUUCCAAUUUGUUUGUCAACAGUAGGCUUCAUUCCCCUUUAUGGUGGAGAAGAAAGACACAAAGUCCUUGCUUUAUUUGCACCAGAGGAUUCACUUGCAGCUGUUGCCUUGUUCCUGGCUGAUCAGUGGUGGACUAUUGAUGAUAUUUUGAGAACAACAUCCCCUUCUAGAGAAGGACUUCUGCGGGUGAAAUCAAUUGGGGAGAGAGUGGUUCUUUAUGUGCUCAACAGAAUAAUUUAUCGUAAACAAGAAAUUGAGAAAAACGAGGUCCCAUUCCUUUGCCAUGGUAGUCAUGAUUAUGCAAAAAUUCUAUGGAAGAAAGGCAUGGCUAUUGGUUUUUAUUCUAUUAAGCUGCCAGGGAGCAUAUGUAGUGCCUUCCUUACUCAGAGCUACCAGCUUCCUGUCCUGGACACAAUGUUUGUGAGGAAGAAGCAUCAGAGCAAAGAAUUUGGGCUACUGAUGCUGGAAGAUUUUGUGGAUUCUUUCACAGAAGAUGCACUUGGCUUGCGAUUCCCUCUGACAUCUUUCAUGCACACUGCUUGCCAGAAGUACUUUGAAAGAUAUCCAGGGGAUCGUGACCUUCUGUGGGAAGUUGAAGGCAUAGGCCACUGGCACCAGCGAACACCUAUAGCUAGUGUUUUGCAGAGAGAAAGUUUAAAACACAAAGCCUUGCAAAUAGAAGCUAACACUUCCCAGAAUGAGGAACGGUUUCUGCACGCUGCCAUGGAUAACAGCCCAUCGAAUGAACAGGCAGUUGACCCCAGUGAAAUACACUUAAGUGUUGAUGCUCAUAAAAAUAAAGAUGGCUUUGAUGUAUAUGAAGGUACCUCUGAAGAACCUCUUGCUUUACCAAUUCCUACUCGAUCACGAAGCAAUAAUCUGAAACGUCCAAAAUUGGGGAAAAGAAUCCAAGAACCGGAAAUUCCUGAAGCUGAAGAUGUAAAUGCUUCUCAAACAUUGGGAAACAGAUUGGAUCCUGUUACUCAUGUAUCUGAACGUUCAGAAGAAUUGAUAGAUGAGAUGGAAGAAAAAGUAUUGGAGAGCGAGCAGGAAAAGUUAGUGGAGAAUCCAAAACAGUCAGUUCAAGAAACAACCCAGCUGUGUCUUCCACCAGGGAAGCAAGAUGAUAAAGAGGAAACUGAUGUAGAGCCGAUCAAUGGAGAGAUAAUGGAAAAUGCUAUCAAGGUAUCAAUAGUGACUGAAGGAUCAACAGCAAAUGAAAUUCUGGAUGGAGAGUCAAAGUUACAACCAGACAGUUCAGAAGAAACAACUUUAACUUUACUUGUCCCAUUAAUCCUUGAUUCUUCAGGAAAAUCCACUGAAGACAGUGAUGACAAUGUUUCAGAUAAGGUUGAGAACAUGGCAGACUCUGAAAUGCCAGCAGAAGAGGAACAGGUGACACAAAGGAAAAGAGCAAAUGCCGAUCCUGUUUCAGCAGCAGAAAAAGAAUCUUCUAAUAAUGGUCUUUCAAAUUCUGUAGCAGUGGAAUCUCCAGAAGAUGCCAUUUCUGAAAAUGUCUCUCCCAACACCACCUCUUCCUUGGAAGAGCAAAGUGAGGAGGGUGGAUCUGACUCACCAGAAGCCCCUGUUGCUCUGGGCCAGGGGGCUCUGAUGAUGGUUGAAUUGGAGGACAUCUCUUACCAGCAACAUCCAGAGGGACAAAAGAACCAAAUGGAUGAACAGUCUGAAGAGUCGGCUGAGCCAGUGUCUGAGAGAGCUGCCGACAGCAGUUCAGAAGAAGCGGAAAUUGAGGUGCCUGUAAUAGACAGGCGGACCUUACGAAGAAAAGCCAAAGGAUACAAAGGCCCACCCAAGAAAAAAGGAAAACUAAUUUGAACAGAAUUGUAGUCAACCCAAGUGGGAAUGAUUGCCAUUUUCAUUGUUUCUUUCUUCAAAGAAAAAGCUGUAAAAUUACCUAUCAUUCUAGGAUCUACAUGUAUUUAAACGUUGGAAUCAUUCCCAGUUUUUCUAUAGUCUGAUACUUAUUUUGUUGUUUAACCACUACAUAAAAAGAACCAAAUUGAGUAUGGAAGUAAAUGUCUAGUUUUGCUAAACAAUAACAGUAAUCAAAGACACUGGAAGUUAAAGUGGGGGCAGUAACUUUAAAUCAGUUAUAUUAGAGAUGUUAAGGUGCCGAACAGGUGCCACGUUGUAUUGUUAAGCUGCCUCAAGUGGCUGUUGAUUUGUAAGCCCUUAUGUACAAUAACAUAUAAUUUAUGAAGUGUCAGUCAUUUUCUUUAUCCCUAAAUGCCAUGGAAAGAUUAAUUGCACACCCAGAUGCUUUUCCAGGCUUAUCAGGGACAGAUAUUUACAAUUAAAGUUAUUUUUUUCAAACCCUGUAAUCAUUAUUUUGUAGUAAAUUUAAAAUCCUGUUUUAAGCUGAAAUAUAGAAUACCUGAUAUUAUUUGUGCUUAGUUGAGAAUACCCUUCAACUUUUCCAUGGAUACUAUAUACCCAUAUUCAAAAAAACCAAGAUUAUAUUAUCCCAACUAACCUGAAUCCUCAAUCUAAGUUGGAGUCCUCUGAUUAUUUUGCCAGUGAAUAAAACAGGUGCUUCUUUUCACAAAUGAAGCUCCUAAUAUAUGGAUAGUAAACUGAACUCCUUCACAGUAAUUGUAGGUUAGACCCUCAUAAGAACCUAUGAUUAUCAUUUUCUAUGUAUUAGAAGCUGGACAGAUUCAUAAAUGCCUUCAGUUUGAGGCAAUUUCUCUUUCAGUAUAUGUUAGUAAGAAUAUUCAUUUGAAAAGUGAAAGUUUUGAUUUUAAUCUUUUCAGAAUUGGUCUAUUUUGGCUCCCUGGUUAUACAAGCUUUCUGGCUUCUCAGUAAUGGUUCAGUUGAUUGCUUUUUUUAAAAUAACUCAUCUUGAUAAAGAAGUGCAAUUUUUUUAAAAAGCAUGUUGUGAGAAGUUCUGGUUUGGAGGUAUAUAGAGUUGCCAGGUUGUCUGGAUUUUGAGCAUGGUACACAUUUUUCUACCAGUGUACAUUUUGUAUAUUGUGGAUUAGGAGUAUUUGUGCAGAAAUCUUGGUUCUGAUAUAGAUGAAAACUUUCUAUGAAGCACAUAAAACAGCUUGUCUCUUGUACUAUUUUUUUUUGUAAAACAAAACAUUUUGACAAUUUAAGAUUAGGGCAGUUUUUGCUAUUUAAUUAGCACUAAAGUUUUUGAGAUGGACAAAGUUAGAUUACAGUCUUUGAAAGGAAACAUAAGUAUGAAUGUUAGAUGUAUUGAGCUAGAUAAACAUGUCAAGGGGCUUUAUAAUUCUUAUUCUGUAAAUCAAAAUAUUUUGUGAAGUGACUGUGUGUAUUUCUAUUAUGGCUUCUGGAUUGAUGGUGAUUUAAUACUAUAUUAAAUGUGUUUUAAAUCAGUGUGUUUUUCCCAAAUCAUAAAUUUGGCUUGUGCAUUUACAGCUAUAAAACAUUUAUUCUCAGUCUGUAAGUAAAUUGGUCUAUAGAAUAUUUAAUUGCAAAAAAGUUAUUUCUUAUAUGAGAGCUGAGUUUCUCAACCAAUCUAGGAUAUUCAAUUAUUACAAAAUCUUAAGGAAAGUUAAUCUUGAUAUCUGUGGUCCUCCCAGAAAACUUUUUGUCUAUAAACCAGAAGGAUAUUUUACUUGUAUGCACAAGUAAGAAAAACUCUCGUUUCUGCAGAAAGCAACCCACUAGCUGACAUUAACCAAGAGAUAUCACAUAUUGUUUAUAAAAAUGUACGAAGCCUGUAGCAAAGUCUGGAAGAAUUAAACUGAAUAUCAAUUUGUUAUGAAGGCAAAUAUUUAUAUGUAUUAUGUAAUCGUAAUUUGUUUUCUUCUGAUUGGAGUUAGGUGACCUCGCUUCAGUAAUAUGCUAUUUGGUGUCUAUCAGCUAGCACCUUGUAACUUUUUACAUUGCAGCUGUUAUUGAGCUAAAACCCUUAAAUUAUUAAAACUGCUGAGAACUUAGUUAAAAACAAAUUUGUAAUAAAUUAACGUGCAGUGCUGUGCAGCUUCACAAAGGAACACAUUCUCAAAGGAUUAUUGUAUUAUUUAGCUUAAAUAGGUGAAAAUGACAAUUAGGUCUGCAAAGAACAAAAUAGACCAAUUCCUGAUUAAAGUUCAUAGCAAAAGUGAAAAAGAUAUUGUACAAAAGAAAAUAAAAAAGCAGUGUUAUUCAUCUGUUUUUAGUUGCAAAAUAAGAUCUGAAGAAAGCAUGUGAACUCAACUUUGCUUUUAACUGUAUAGUUUUCUAGGAUCUCAUUAGUUAUUCAGGUUCUUACUGCUUCCAAUGUCAAGGUGUCUUUUACAUUUCAUGCACAUGUGACCAUUUUCAAGUAUAAUUUCAUGAACUGUUUUACUGUACCUAUUGCAUGAAGUAUGUAGAACCUCUUCUACAUAAACUUAAUAAAAUGUUUACCUUUUA
Candoia aspera is the source of this 4687-nucleotide messenger RNA. It is a transcript of the gene FAM169A, whose product is annotated as family with sequence similarity 169 member A. The transcript is spliced from 13 exons. Lineage: Eukaryota; Metazoa; Chordata; Lepidosauria; Squamata; Candoiidae. The record is from RefSeq and is a predicted model, not a curated record. Bases 158 to 2137 code for a protein of 659 amino acids.